Messenger RNA from Eremothecium cymbalariae DBVPG#7215, 1125 nucleotides. It is a transcript of the gene ARO4, whose product is annotated as 3-deoxy-7-phosphoheptulonate synthase ARO4. The transcript has a single exon. Gene Ontology annotation, cellular component: cytoplasm. The coding region runs from base 1 to 1125 and encodes 374 amino acids. The record is from RefSeq and is a predicted model, not a curated record. Gene Ontology annotation, biological process: aromatic amino acid biosynthetic process. Lineage: Eukaryota; Fungi; Ascomycota; Saccharomycetes; Saccharomycetales; Saccharomycetaceae. Gene Ontology annotation, molecular function: 3-deoxy-7-phosphoheptulonate synthase activity.
AUGAAAGAACAAAUGACCGGGUUUCCCAUGUUUGUACCAGACCCAGAACAAGCUGAAGACGUGCGGAUAUUGGGUUAUGAUCCGUUGGUGUCGCCUGCGUUGCUCCAAGCUCAAAUUCCGGCUACGAAGGAGUGUUUUGAAACUACUCAGAGGGGUCGGAGAGAGGCCAUCAAGAUUGUUACUGGUAAAGAUGAUAGGAUACUCGCGGUGGUGGGUCCUUGUUCGAUCCACGAUUUGGAUGCAGCACAGGAUUAUGCUAGUAGAUUGAAGAAGUUGUCUGAUGAGCUUAAGGAAGAUUUAUGUAUUAUAAUGAGGGCAUAUCUAGAGAAGCCACGGACUACUAUUGGCUGGAAGGGUUUGAUUAACGAUCCUGAUAUGAACAAUACAUUCAACAUCAACAAGGGUUUGCAUGCAGCAAGGCAGUUGUUUGUGAACUUGACUUCUAUUGGUAUUCCUAUUGGGUCAGAAAUGUUGGAUACCAUUUCACCACAGUACCUCACGGACUUGCUUUCUUUUGGAGCCAUUGGUGCCAGGACUACUGAGUCGCAAUUGCACCGAGAACUAGCCUCUGGUCUAUCAUUCCCUAUUGGAUUUAAAAACGGAACAGACGGGUCCUUGGACGUUGCGUUGGAUGCGGUCAGAGCUGCUUCUCAUUCACAUCACUUCAUGGGGGUGACGAAACAUGGUUUGGCUGCAAUCACAACAACCAAGGGCAACGAACAUUGUUUUGUUGUAUUAAGAGGCGGCAAACGGGGUACCAACUAUGAUGCGAAGUCAGUAGCUGAGGCAAAGUCGCAACUCCCUCCAGGUGGCUUUUUGAUGAUCGACUAUUCUCACGGUAACUCUAACAAAGACUUCAGGAACCAACCUAAAGUUAACGAUACUGUUGCAGAACAAAUCGCCAAAGGUGAAGACAAAAUAGUAGGUGUCAUGAUUGAGUCGAAUAUUAACGAGGGUAAUCAGUCCAUCCCACCAGAGGGCAAAAAAGGCUUAAAAUACGGCGUUUCCAUAACCGAUGGAUGUAUAUCUUGGGAGACUACAGAAGACGUGUUACGUAAACUAGCUGCUGCGGUAAGACUGAGAAGAGAACUUAAAAAAAGUCAUGAUCUUGUGAUAUCUUCCUAA